This is a messenger RNA of Penicillium hordei, 1791 nucleotides long. RefSeq lists its product as uncharacterized. Gene Ontology annotation, molecular function: siderophore-iron transmembrane transporter activity. Gene Ontology annotation, biological process: intracellular iron ion homeostasis; transmembrane transport. Gene Ontology annotation, cellular component: endosome; vacuolar membrane. The record is from RefSeq and is a predicted model, not a curated record. The transcript is spliced from 2 exons. The coding region runs from base 1 to 1791 and encodes 596 amino acids. NCBI's taxonomy places the organism in Eukaryota, Fungi, Ascomycota, Eurotiomycetes, Eurotiales, Aspergillaceae.
AUGUCAGAUCCCAAGUCUUCCAGUGCGGAGGUCAAUGCAGUUCCCACGCCAUGCCCCGAAGGACAAAAUAAGGAAUUGUUGCCUCCUUCUAUCGGCGACAUCAAGUUGCCCGGUGCAGCUCGCAUGAAAGCCCUUUACUCUUCCCUUACAAUCGUGGAACGGACUGCUAUCUUCUUUAGCAUCUUCUUUAUUGGUUUUGCUUAUGGCCUCGACAACAUACUACGGGGCACAUACGAACCAUAUGCCACUUCCUCCUUCGGCGAGCAUUCACUCCUAUCUACUAUCAACGUUAUCCUCUCCGUUGUUGCCGCUGCUUCCCAACCAACUGCAGCCAAGAUCGCCGAUAUCUUUGGUCGAGUCGAGCUAGUUGUCUUUUCCGUCUUUCUCUACGUACUCGGUACUGUUGUGGAGGCUGUCGCGAAGAACGUCUCCACCUACGCUGGUGGUAGCGUCAUUUUCCAGGUCGGUCAGAGCAUGAUUAAGGCUCUUAACUCAAUCAUCAUUUCUGAUAUCACUUCGACCCGCUCGCGCCUUUUCUUCAGCUAUACUCCCAUCGCGCCGGCUCUUAUCACCACCUGGGUUAGCGGCAAUAUCGCCAAUGGCGUCCUUUCAGUUACCGACUGGCAUUGGGGUAUUGGGAUGUGGUGCAUCAUUUAUCCUGUUGCUGCAUCCCCUCUCAUCAUUAGCCUCUGGACUGUCACCCGGCGGCUUAAAAAGCAGGGUACCGUGGAGAAAUCUAGCACCCUCCUCCAGGCUCUCGGCCCAAGAAGGUUUAUAGCCGAAAUUUUUUGGAUGCUCGAUAUCAUCGGCAUCAUCCUUCUCGUUGCUAUCUUGGCCCUUCUUCUUGCGCCACUAACCAUUGCCGGGGGCAACCAGUCCAAAUGGAAGAGCGCCCAUAUUAUUGCACCUCUCGUUGUUAGCGCUUUUUGUGUUCCGGUCUUUAUCUACUGGGAACUCAGAGCUCCUCGUCCCUUGAUUCCCAUGACUCUUAUGAAAGAUCGAGCCGCCAAUUACCUUUACACGAUCCUUGUCGUAGGUUUCAACUUUGAUGUCACCGCCGCGACCCGUAUCUCCUCUCUGUUUUCCUUCGUUCAGGUUGUAGUCGGGCCCCUCCUCGGCUUGGUCGUCUUCCGGGUCCGGCGGCUCAAGAUGUUUAUCAUCAGUGGGACCAUGAUUUACACGGUCGGCUUCGGCCUCUUGAUCCGAUACCGCGGGUCCCUUACUGGCAACAGCAAGGUCGGCGUCAUUGCAGGCCAAGUGCUCCUAGGCUUCGGCAGUGCACUAUUCUCAUGGCCAGCUCAGGCGUCCAUGCAAGCUCACAUCAAGCAUGAACACCUCGCCGUUAUGACAGGCACGUUCCUGGCUUCAUAUAAUGUGGGCUCUGCUAUUGGAAACACAAUCUCGGGAGCGAUAUGGACCCAGCUUCUACCAUCCUCGCUCUAUGGAGAACUUGCCGGUAUUAACUCCACCCUGGCCACCUCCGCAUACAAGGAUCCGUUUACGGCGAUCGCCGAAUGGCCCAUGGGCACCCCUGAACGCACGGCGAUUGUUCGCUCCUACCAGUACAUCCAGCAACUCAUCACCAUCACUGGUAUUUGUCUCUGCGUGCCGAUUAUGGCGUUUGCUUUUGCCGUGCGCGACCCCAAACUUAACGACGAGCAAACUCUAGCUAGUGAUGAUGAUGAAAUGUCCUACCAAAGGGGGUUGUCACGGCCUGUGCAGCAGCCUGAGCCACUGAGCCAAUCAAGUUGCCAACAGCCGUACAAUAGCUCCAAUUCACCCACCUCUUGA